GUGACGUUGUCAUGAUCCGCUGCAUCGUGACAGUGGCUCUCCUUAGUAGCGCUGCCUGUCUAGCGCAAGUGGAUUGCAAUGAUGGCUCUUGCUGCUCAACAUACAUCGAAAUUAACGAUCCCCGCCGCAGCAUUAAGGCUAUUUGGGAACCGGGACAAGAUCCAAUAUGUGAUCGGGGACUCGGAUGGGGAUGGUAUCGUUUCACAAGCUUCGCUGGGGGAAAAAUGCUAGAAAAGAAAGUAUCACCGAACCGCUGUGGUACGCAAGCUCCAAUAUGGUUGGACGGAGUGCAUCCCACAGCGAUAGGAGAAAACGUCGUCCGCAGAGCUUGUGUUAACGUUUUAGAUUUGAGCAACGGUUGCUUUACUUCGUUUGACAUUAAUAUAACAAAGUGCGCAGAUGACGUAUUCGUUUACUAUCUAAGACCACCAUGGUAUUGCGCAGUCGGUUAUUGUGCUGGCUUCGGGGAACCAUGUCCUUAUGGGAAAGAAGGAAAACCUCCUGACUGCCAUGGUAGCAUUCAACAGAUUACUUUUACACCAACGAUACCCGCCCGUGAACAUGAGAUCUUUGGAUACCCAAAGUUCUAUUUCUGGCUUCCCGAUGAAGUACAGUUAGUAAACCAGCAGCAAUGCGAAAUCGAGUUGAAAGGGACUACACCAGUCACUUUAAACAUUAAGGCAACCUGCCCUCAAAACACUCAAAUUUCCACUGGACUUCGAGCCAUAGUUCCACAGAGAUCUGAAAUCCACGACCCGUUUUGGUUGCGUGCUAAUCUUCCAACAGUAUGGGUUACUAUUUUACAACCACCGGCUAAUACCAUAGAAACAUGUACAUCGAUCACAGAUCCUCAUUAUUCGUCUUUUGGAGGGUAUUUCGAUUUUAUGGGCCUUGGUGACUUUAUACUUUACAGGAAUACGGAAAGGAACUUUGAGGUUCAUACGAGGCAGUGGUCGUCUAACGGUAUAAAGCCGGAAGACCACCAGCCCGGACAGAGAAGAGUCAGUUGCAAUUGUGGUGCAGUCCUUAGAGAUCACAAUGACGUGAUUGAGUUCAGCUGUUGCAACGAUUUUAUGCUUCGGGACGACACAACGCCUCUUACUGUCAAAAUACGAAGCAAGAAGUGCUUAUCUCCUGGAAUUUCCAUAAAAAAGGUUAUACCCGGGAGCAGUAGCCGAUAUGAAGUGCUGUUCCCAUCAGGAGCAAAGGUUGAAAUAGCAAGAAACUAUUGGGGACUUGAUGUUUCCCUUUUCACACCAAGGGCAAAGGACGUAAACAAUGAAAGAGGACUUUGUCUUCACAAUCCCGCUACAAUCGAUGCGGAAGGGAUGAAGGAAAGGCUGGAGGUCGGUGAAAGCUUUUUUGAUACACUUCCGGAUGACGUAAACGCAGGCUAUGUGGAAUAUGCCAGGGCAUGUUUGUGUCCCAUAGAUGGUCAAAACAGUCAAACUCAUUGCCAAAAUGUAUUUGAUGCCGCUUUUCCCACUCUACUGAACACAGCUAUGGAAGAUGCCUCGCCUACAGAUUUGUGUGAUCGACAGAAGAGGGAUAUUCACUACUCCGAUGAUGUCACAGAUGAAGAUUUACAGUUAUUUAAGCAUACACUUCACGCGCAUCAUCGUUUCAGGAGGGCAGUAGCUGACGACCAAAUUCCUAAAGAAAACGCCACACGUUAUUGUGCUGAGAGAAUAUCCGACACUAAGCUUGGUAAGCUCUGUGCGCAGUUUGGAGUGAAUGUACAGCAGCUAGUUGAGACAUGUUCGGCUGAUUUAGAGUUUACAGGGGACCUCUCCUUUGCAAGUGGUAGUGUGGCAGUAUUGGUCGAACAGUGUGGAAUACUGGGUGCCAAAAAUCUAUCCAUGCUUGCAAACAAAAGUAGCGAAGCAAAUCCCGCGGCUGAAGCCUUGGUUGAACAAGUCGCUGAGUUGCUGUGUCCAAAUGAUUGUACUCUAAACGGAGAAUGUGUUAAUGGCUCCUGCGUAUGUUACAAAGACUACACAGCUUCCGAUUGCUCGGUGUCCAUCUAUCAAUUACCUACAAUCACCAGGUUGCAGGAGGACGGCUUAUGUGACAAGCGCAAACGACCAUGCGAGAAGGUUACAGUAUUUGGCAUUGACUUCCGCAAUUCUACAAACAUGACUUGUCAUGUAAACGAAUUCAAGGUUGUUGAUAGCCCUUGGACGCCGAACAGUAUAGAACAAAGAUUCUCUGGUAAAAUGACAGACUUGGUACUUGUUGACUGUUAUUUACCACAGUUCCCGGUCACGCAAAAUUAUUUCUCAGACGUUGAUAGAGGGACUGCUGCCGCUGGCCUGAUGAUAUCUGUAUCUAACGAUGGUGAACACAAAAGCGUCAAAAAUCUUACCUUUUUAUCGUAUGAUUCAGCUUGCAUGACUUGUAACAUUUCUUCUGGAUGCUUCUUCAAGGGGAACUCUUGCCUGAUAAAUGGUUAUUGCUUCGCCCCAGACGAGAAAAACCCUACCGACUGGUGCUACCAGUGUCUUCCUAAGGUCAACACAACCUCCUGGACGAAACGUCAAGCUAACCUUCCACCCACGUUUUCGCCCACCACCGAGUACUUCGCUGUAUCUGGAGAAGCCUUGCAACUGACCAUUGAUGUUGUGGACCCAGAGGGCAUGCCUGUUACACUUUCACUAAUGCAAGGAAGCCCAACCAAAGCGUCGGUCGUCGACAAAGAUUUGAUUUGGAAUGCCACCAAUGAUACCUCGACUCAGUUUUUUCUCAAAGCAACAGACGCUUGUCAAGCCACAUCGUAUGCUAAUAUCAGUGUGUCCUUGGUUGUCUGCCAGUGUCAGAAUAAUGGAACCUGUAUGCCCCACCCAAACAAGCCAAGAGGGUCAGGGUUUUAUGCGUGUAAUUGCAUGCCAGGGUUUACUGGGGAAAACUGUGAGACUAACAUCGACGAUUGCCGGUCCUUUCCAUGUAUUCGAGGUCGGUGCAUCGAUGGAAUCAAUACUUACAGGUGUAUCUGUGACCCUGGAUAUGUUGGUCGCAAGUGUGACAGCGAUUAUGAUGAUUGUAGUUCUUCUCCUUGUGCCCAUGGAAAUUGCACGGACUACACCGGCGCAUACAGAUGUACUUGUGAUCCUGGAUACCGAGGGCCUAAUUGUACUGAGGAUAUUAAUGAAUGUGAGUCAUCGCCCUGCGCAUUUGGAGCAUGCGUCGAUCACGUUAACAAAUACUCUUGUGUAUGUGAUGACGGUUACAAAGGAUACGACUGCGACGUUGAAAUCGACGAAUGCCUGCCGUCUCCUUGCAUUCGUG
Messenger RNA from Pocillopora damicornis (cauliflower coral), 3285 nucleotides. Its product is annotated as von Willebrand factor D and EGF domain-containing protein. The record is from RefSeq and is a predicted model, not a curated record. Gene Ontology annotation, cellular component: plasma membrane; protein-containing complex. Gene Ontology annotation, molecular function: calcium ion binding. Gene Ontology annotation, biological process: establishment or maintenance of epithelial cell apical/basal polarity; heterophilic cell-cell adhesion. NCBI's taxonomy places the organism in Eukaryota, Metazoa, Cnidaria, Anthozoa, Scleractinia, Pocilloporidae.